UCAAAUGAAGCAGUCGAAAAAUAUUCUAGCUCCGUGAAAUUUUUGCAAAAUUAUUAAAAAUUCUUAUAAAAAUUAAAUGAAAUAAAUAAAAUAAUAUAUAUAUAUUAAAAAGUUAAACAGAAAAAAAGCAACAAAAUGUUGUACUUAGAAGACUAUUUGGAAAUGAUUGAACAUUUGCCACAAGAAUUAAGGGAUCGUUUUACCGAAAUGCGUGAGUUGGACUUAUCGGUACAAAACAGCAUGGAUUCUUUGGAAAAGAAAACCAGAUCUUUUUUCAUGCAGUGCAAACGUGGUGAUUUACAAGAAGAACUGGCCGACACUGAAUUCCAAAACCUGCGUAAAGAAUAUUACAAAGUUUUAGAAGACGCCGAUGAAAAAGUUACUAUAGCCACACAGAUUCACGAACUGGUGGAGCGUUAUUUAAGACGUUUGGAUAGUGAAUUAUUUAAGUUUAAAUGUGAACUGGAGGCUGAUAACAAUGGUAUAACAGAAAUAUUGGAGAAGCGCUCUUUAGAAAUGGAUGGUGGCAGUAGUGCGGCAACAGCUUUAUUAAGUGUGGCGGGUUUAAAUCAAAAAGAAAAUCGUUACUAUGGCGGACUCAGUGCAGCUGUAGCUCCAUCGGGUAGUAAUAGCCAUAGUGCUGUUAUGGGUGGAGGAGCUGUCGGCAUGGGUAUGGGUGGUAUAACGGUGCCAGCUACUCCUACAGGGGCUACUAAAGAUAAUCGUUAUCGUGCUCCCAAACCAGAGAAGAGAAGGGACAGCACUUCCACGUUGCAAAGUGCUGUUCCUGAGAAAAGAGCUAAUUUGGGCAAUAGUUUGCCAGCGGGUACACCGCCCGUUGCAGUAGUAAGACCUAUAACGCCAGGCAUGGGUGCAGUGUUGAACCCAGCCACAGCAGCCGUAGGCACACCCUCGGCAGUAGCUUAUAAUCUGCAACAAAUUGGUGGUUCUGCUUCUACGGCAAUAGCGGCGGCUGCUUCUCAGGCCAUAGUAGCCACUCAACAAAUGCAGCAGGGUAGACGUACUGCCAGCUUAAAAGCCAGCUUUGAGGCCAUUCAUGGGGCUGGCGGAGGCCCUACAGAAUUUUGGAUUAGUCGUGAUUUAGCUAGCGCAGCUGCUGCCUCUGCCGCUGGUUUAACUGGUAACAGUUCGUCAGAGAAAAGCAAGAAGAAGUAUGCUCAGAAAAAACUUAAUACCAAUUUGGCACAUACAGUGGCCUCAACAAAUGUUGCUCCCACAACCACACCCUCGGCCUUGAGUAUGGCCUCUUCGUCUUCAUCAUUAAGUGUAGACUCGGUCGAUAUGCUGGCAGGCAGUACGGCCAACCUUAAUGUUCCUACAUUGGUAGCAGCAGGACAACAUGUUACAGCUUCAUCUUCAACUGCCGGCUCAUCUAGUAUAGCUUCCUCUAAUAGGACAGCCUUAAAUUCCACUUCUUCAGUAAAUUCCUUAUCUAAUUCUUCUACCACAUCUACAGCUCUAACGCCAGGCUCAAAUAUUACUCUUAAUGAAAAUGGUAUGGUUGUUGAGCAGACACCGGAGGGUGAGUGGUCGUAUGACCCUAAUGAACCACGCUAUUGUACUUGUAAUCAAGUAAGCUAUGGCGAUAUGGUGGCAUGUGAUAAUGAUGCCUGUCCCUAUGAAUGGUUUCAUUAUCCUUGUGUGGGCAUAACACAACCGCCCAAAGGCAAAUGGUAUUGUCCCAAGUGUACUGCAUCAAUGCGUAGACGUGGUAAUCGCAAAAAUUAGUAUUAUUUGGAUUAAAAUGUGAAUUAAUGAAAACAUGAACAAAUUAGUGGUUAUUAUGAAAAGAAAUAAAGAGAAGAAUGCCAAAAAGCAAAACACAAAAA
Molecule: messenger RNA, 1850 nt
Organism: Lucilia cuprina (Australian sheep blowfly)
Lineage: Eukaryota; Metazoa; Arthropoda; Insecta; Diptera; Calliphoridae
Gene: Ing3
Product: inhibitor of growth protein 3
Exons: 4
Coding region: 136-1749 (537 amino acids)
Biological process (GO): regulation of DNA-templated transcription
Cellular component (GO): NuA4 histone acetyltransferase complex
Source: RefSeq, a predicted model, not a curated record